Molecule: messenger RNA, 2667 nt
Organism: Balearica regulorum gibbericeps (East African grey crowned-crane)
Lineage: Eukaryota; Metazoa; Chordata; Aves; Gruiformes; Gruidae
Source: RefSeq, a predicted model, not a curated record
AUGAGUGAAGAAAAAAGCUUUGGUGUAUCCCAGAAAAUGUUGUCUCCUUCAAGAAGUACUAGUAGCUGCUCCUCCAAACAGGGAAGUCGACAGGACAGCUGGGAAAUUGUAGAAGGACUCCGGGGAGCAAUGAAUUGUACCCAGGAGCCACAGAAGCAGGAGGGCUGCUUGCUGAAAAAGAGGAAAUGGCCUUUGAAGGGCUGGCACAAGAGAUACUUCUUUUUGGACAGAGGGAUUUUGAAGUAUUCUAAAUGCCAAGCUGAUAUAGAGAGAGGGAAGCUUCAUGGCUGCAUUGAUGUUGGACUUUCUGUCAUGUCUGUAAAGAAAUCAACAAAAUGUAUAGAUUUGGAUACGGAAGAGCAGAUAUACCAUCUGAAGGUGAAAUCUCAGGAGCUGUUUGAUGAAUGGGUAGCAAAACUUCGUCAUCACAGAAUGUACCGUCAGAACGAAAUCUCCAUGUUUCCUCAUGACGUCAAUAAUCUUUUAUUCCCUGUGUCUACUACUGCGGACUCUGUCCCUGGUUUCUGUGAUUCUACUCCGGGUAGAAAGGCAGGCAGCUUGACCAAACAGAAUUCAUUGUCAACUGGAGGUAACUUGUCAUUUUCCUUUUCGAGUAAUGACUCCAGGAUUUCAUCUUGGCUACAGUCUUCUGAAGAUAUGGAAAAAUGCUCAAGAGACCUCUCCAACUGUCACACAUAUUUACUGGAAAUGAACCAGCUGUUACAGAGCAUGGAUGUUCUUCACAGGACAUAUUCAGCGCCUGCUAUAAAUGCUAUGCAGGUUGGACCUUUUGAAAGUCCAAAGAAGGAAAAGAGAACACACAGGAGGUGGCGAUCCAGAGUUGUUGGGAAAGAGGCUAAAGGAACGUUACAGGUGCCUUCAGUAUUUUCUGCUCCUAUGAGACUGCAUGCUUCCAAUCCUAACUUAUCUACAAUAGAUUUUGUAGAGGAGAAAAAUUAUUCUGAUGGCUCUGAAACAUCAUCAGAAUUUACUAAAAUGCAAGAGGACUUAUGUCACAUUGCACAUAAAGUUUACUUCACCUUGAGGUCAGCUUUCAGCACCAUAUCUACAGAGAGAGAAAAGCUGAAGCAGAUGCUGGAGAAUGAUGCAUCCUCGUCUCCAUCUGCACAAAUAGUUGGCUUGAAGAAUGCCUUAACAUCCGCAAUAGCACAAAACACAGAUCUUAAAGACCGGUUACGCAGAAUACAUGCCGAAUCUAUGAUCCUUGAUUCAGCAUCUAAUGCAAAAUCAAGUCCAGAUUUGGUGAAGGAAAAUGCAAGAGAAGAAAGCAGAGGUCUGGUUCACCAGGUCUCCAAUGAAAGCAGACUGUCUAUAGCUGACUCUCUCACAGAAUUUUUUGAUGCACAGGAAGUCCUACUGUCUGCUAGCUCUUCAGAAAAUGAGGUAUCAGAUGAUGACUCAUACGUAAGUGAUAUCAGUGAUAAUGUCUCGGAAGAUAACCUAAGCAAUGACAUGGAGAAUGAAAGACAAACUUUAGACUGUAUUUCUGAAAGUGGAAUUGGAUGCAAUUCUAAACGGAGAACAUGUUUACCAGCUCCAUGUCCUAAUACAAGUAACAUCAGCCUAUGGAAUAUCCUGAGAAAUAACAUAGGAAAGGAUCUCUCCAAAGUGGCCAUGCCUGUCGAAUUAAAUGAGCCACUUAACACCCUUCAGCGUCUCUGCGAGGAGCUGGAGUACAGUCAACUACUAGAUAAAGCAGCACAUACUCCUAACCCAUUUGAACGAAUGGUGUAUAUAGCUGCAUUUGCAGUCUCUGCGUAUGCAUCCAGUUACUACCGAGCUGGAAGUAAGCCAUUUAAUCCUGUGCUUGGAGAAACCUAUGAAUGUAUUCGUGAAGAUAAGGGUUUCCAGUUCUUUGCAGAACAGGUCAGUCACCAUCCACCUAUUUCUGCAUGUCACGCUGAGUCUGUGAAUUUUGCUUUUUGGCAAGAUGUAAGAUGGAAAAACAAAUUCUGGGGAAAGUCCAUGGAAAUUGUUCCAGUUGGUACAACACAUGUAACUCUUCCAGCUUUUAAAGACCAUUUUGCAUGGAACAAGGUGACAUCUUGCAUCCAUAACAUCUUAAGUGGGCAAAGAUGGAUUGAACACUACGGAGAGAUCAUCAUCAAAAAUCUUAACGAUGACACUUGCCACUGCAAACUGACUUUCAUAAAGGCGAAGUAUUGGAAUCCAAAUGCACAUGAGAUUGAAGGCAGUGUCAUGGAUAAAGCUGGGAAAGUUGUGCAUCGACUCUUUGGGAAGUGGCAUGACAGUUUAUACUGUGGGACGACUUCAUCUUCGAACUGCAUAUGGAGAGCAAAUCCAAUGCCUAAAGGUUAUGAACAGUGGUAUGGAUUUACUCAAUUUGCACUGGAGUUAAAUGAACUGGAUCUGCAAACUAGGUCAUUGCUCCCAUCCACCGAUACACGUUUUAGGCCGGACCAAAGGUUCCUAGAAGAAGGGAAUAUUGAAGGAGCUGAAAUGCAAAAGCAGAGGAUCGAGCAGCUGCAGAGAGAACGACGGAAGGUGCUGGAAGAAAACAAUCUAGAGCAUCAGCCUAGAUUUUUCAGGAAAUCCAGCGAUGACUCCUGGGUGAGCAAUGGGACCUACAUGGACCUUAGAAAAGAACCUGGUUUUUCCAAACUGGAUAAUCCUGUCCUCUGGUGA